Messenger RNA from Oryzias melastigma (Indian medaka), 3460 nucleotides. RefSeq names its product nebulette-like. The record is from RefSeq and is a predicted model, not a curated record. Gene Ontology annotation, molecular function: actin filament binding. The transcript is spliced from 22 exons. Gene Ontology annotation, biological process: cardiac muscle thin filament assembly. NCBI's taxonomy places the organism in Eukaryota, Metazoa, Chordata, Actinopteri, Beloniformes, Adrianichthyidae. Gene Ontology annotation, cellular component: Z disc. Bases 673 to 3210 code for a protein of 845 amino acids.
GGUCUAAUGUUUCGUGGAUGGAGUACAGAGGUAGGGUGGCACAAGUUUCUUGGUAAGACACUGAAGCUCACAUUGCUCCUGGUGGUUCUGGACAGCAUCUUACAAAGAAAAAGAGCUGCCAUUGUUGUGUGAAUGUAAGGACACCAAUGAAUGUUACAAAACCACAUUAAAACCUUAAAUCUAUGUCUUCACCCACCAACAGGGCUGUAAUCAUCAAAUGUUGGUUCCCACCUUUACAGGAAGUCCUUAAAGCUGGUUUCCUGUCAGAUUUGGUCCCCAUUCAGAUGUCCUCACUCUGCUUCCAUAACGGGCUGGCAGUGAUGUUGGAUGAAGGGCACGUGGGUGAUAAGGCCUUAAGUAGAGGGCUAAAUGUAGCAGCCGAAUGAUAAGAGGUGCCAUCUCAGCUGGAGCUCAGUUCAGUGUUCAGUCUCUGCAAAGGACAAACAGAUCAGUCAGGUUCAAGUUAGAGGAAAAACAAGAAGCUCAAAGAUUGACGGAAAUAGACCGGGAAACGGCGACGCUGAAGAAACUUAGAUGAUCCUAAAACCUGGAGUUUUUUUAAGACUGAAAGAACCAUGAAAGUAGCACACAAGAAGAGGUGAAAAACAUAAACGGAUAUACAGAAGUAAGGAGAGAGACAUAAAAUAUUGACUCAAGCCAAGAAGACAAACCAUGGAGAGACAAGCAGAGAUGGAAGAUGUGAAGGUAGAAGAACGUUCUGCUGCAGAGGAAGCAGAGUCCAGUGGAGACACGACAGAGACAUCCCUCACAUCUGUCAGGUCAGAGGUGGAGGAUGAAGGCGAGAAGGAAAGCAGAGAGGAGAAGAUGGAGGACGAUGAAGCAGAAACAGAAAAUGGAGAAGAGGAACACUCUGAUGAGGAGACUAAAGCAAAGAAACUGAUGGAAGUCUGGAAGUCAGAGGCCUCUGCAGAUGCAAAGCCUCCUCUACCAGACCCAGCCUUUAACAGGAGAUGCAGCCUUAUCGUCAGCGAUAUCAGAUAUAAAGAAGACUUUGAGAAGAUGAAGGGUCAGAGUCUCUUUGUUCCUGGAGCUGAACUCAUCCAUUCAAAGAACAUCAGCGCUGUGAUAUCUGAGUCGAAGUAUAAGGAGGAGGGAAAGAAGGAGGCGGCGAUCUCUCUGUACUCCAUCCUCCCUGAAACUCCAGAGACUCAACACGCCAGAGAGGCUUCAGAGCUGCAGAGCGAGAUUAAAUACAAGGGAAACACAAAGACAGAAAUUUCCUCCUCGCUUUAUUCUCUGCUGCCAGAAACCACGGAGACGCAGUUCGUCAAAGAGCUGACGGAGAUGCUGAGCGAGAACAAGUACAAGGAGGAAGGAAAGAGGGAGAUGAGCAGCAGUUUGUACUCUCAGCUCCCUGAAACCUCGGAGAUGCAGCUGGCGAAGACCGUCCACGAGUUUCAGAGCGAGAAAAAGUACACAGAAGACGGCAGGAGAAAGGCUUCCAUCUCCCUUUACUCCCAACUUCCAGACACUCCAGAACUGCAGCAUGCUCUGGAGGUGUCACAGCUGCAGAGCCAGGUGAAUUAUCGGCCAAAGCUCAUGCGUAAAGGAACCCCCUCCUCUCUUUACUCUCAGCUGCCUGACACCACAGAGAUUCAGUUUGCCAGAGAGAUGACUGAGCUGCACAGCGAGAGUAAGUACAAGGAGGGUGGCAGACGGAGCCUCUCGCAGAGUUUCUACUCUCAGCUGCCAGAGACUGCAGAGACCCAGUUUGCUAAAGCUGUUGCUGAGCUGCAGAGCGAGAUGCGGUACAAAGAAUCGGGGAGGAAAGGCGUGAACUCCAGUUUCUACUCCGUUCUCCCUGAAACAAUAGAAACCGCUCGAGCCAAGGAAGUGUCUGAGCUGUGCAGUGAGUUGAAGUACAAAGAGGACGGUAAGAAGGAGAUGAACAUCAGCCUGUACUCUUUGCUGCCUGAAACCAUGGAGACUCAGCACGCUAAAGAGGUGUCAGGCCUGCAGAGUGAGGUGAAGUAUAAAGAGGGUCUGAAGCAGAAGAUUCAACACAGUUUGUACCAUCAGCUUCCAGAGACCACAGAGACUCAGCUGGCCAAGCAGCUGUCGGAGCUGCAGAGCGAGACCAAGUAUAAGGAAGCAGGAAAGAAGGAGACCAGCAGCUGCCUGUUCUCUCUGCUGCCCGCAACCCUGGAGACUCAGCACGCCAAGGAGACGUCGGAGCUGCUAAGCGAGGUGAAGUACAGGGAGAGUGGGAAGAAGGACAUGUCCAACAGCAUCUACUCUACGAUGUCUGACACCCCAGAAACCAGCUUUGCCAAGGAGAUGAGGGACGUGCUGAGCCAGACUAAAUACAAAGAGAAGGGGAUGAAGACUCUCUGUCAGACUCUUUACAGCCAGCUGCCAGAAACCGCUGAGACGCAGUUCGCCAAAAACGUCGCUGAGCUGCAGAGCCAGACAAAGUACAAUAAAGGAAAGGAGAACUUGUCGAGCUCUCUGUACUCCACCCUUCCAGAGACUCUGGACACGCUGCACGCCAAAGAGGCCGCUCAGCUGCAGAGUCAGCUGAAUGACAGAGCGGCGCUGAAGAAAGACCUCUCUUCGAGUCUGUUCCAUCAGCUGCCAGAGACUUUGGAGACAGCCUAUGCUAAAGAGGUCUCUGAGCUGCUCAGUGAGGUGAAGUACAAAGAGGACGGUAAGAAGGAGAUGAGCAUCAACCUGUACUCCUUACUGCCUGAGACCAUUGACUCUCAACACGCUAAAGAGGUGUCAGACCUGCAGAGCGAGGUGAAGUAUAAAGAAGGUCUGAAGCAGAAGAUUCAACACAGUUUGUACCAUCAGCUUCCAGAGACCACAGAGACUCAGCUGGCCAAGCAGCUGUCGGAGCUGCAGAGCGAGACUAAAUACAAGGAGGCCGGCAAGAAGGAGGUGAGGACGAGUCUGUACUCGCUGCUGCCUCAAACCAUGGAGACGCAGCGAGCCAAGGAAGCUUCAGAGCUGCUCAGUGAGAUCAAGUAUAAGGAAAGUGGGAAGAAGGAGCUGUCCAGCUCCCUGUACCACACGCUUCCGGACACUUUAGAAACCGCGUUUGCCAGAGAGGUGACGGACAUGCUGAGCGAGGUAAAGAAAAGCUCUGAGUCUAGACCGGGGGUCGGCAACCUGCGGCUCCGGAGCCGCAUGCGGCUCUUCAAGCACUCCCUUGCUGGCUCAGUGGCGCUUUUUCAAAAAUGUUUGUAAAUAAUUAAAAAUGUUGGAAGGAAGUAUAUUCUCGCGGUUUGGGUGGGAGCAGUGCCAAGCAGAUAGUUGCCAGGUUUGAAUCCAGAGAUCACUUGCGUCCCAUACAUUGCACGACCCCAAGUGAUUGGAGGAAGAAGCGUACACGCAGGCCGUGUUAAUCAUUUGGUGUCAACAUAUGACCACCUGUCGUUUAACAAUAAGGAACCACAGAGCAGCCGACACUGUGAGGAUCGUCACUCAUACACACACC